AUGGCCGACGUUGACAGCGGGAGCGGGAAAGCUGAUCGGCGGAGGCGCGACCGUGAUUCUGACUCUGAUGAGGGAGCGCGCAAAGAAAGGCGCAGGGAGGGAAGGAGAGACGACAGGCCUUCCAAGCACAGCUCCCGCCGCCGCGAUGACUACGAUAGCGAUGGACAGGACUCCGGAAGACGUCGUGAACGGCGUGACCGCCACAGGAGCUCUCCAUGGCACGAACGGAAGCAUAGUCAACGGUCAAGAUCACGGGAGCGCUCGCAUCACGAACGCCGGUCGCGGUCGCCACCCCCGAAACGACGAAGGCGGUCUGUCACUCCAUCACAAUCCCCAGAGCCUCACAAAAGAAGCAAAGCACCUCUACCAUCCCAGGACGAAUCUUUCCGCGGGGAAGUUGCGCCCACAGAUGGCAGCGCACCGCCUCCACAGAAGCAGAAACCAAACUACAAGCCCACCGGCCUUCUAGCAAAGGAAGCGAACACCGUCGCCGGCACCACCACCGUCUUGAAGUACCACGAGCCACCAGAAGCCCGCAAGCCGCCUGCCAAACAGCAAUGGCGGAUGUACGUCUUCAAAGAAAAGGAUCUGCUGGACACCAUCUACCUCUCCACCCGCAGCGCCUGGUUGAUGGGCCGGGAUGAGAAGGUCACGGAUUACUUGCUCGAGCACCCGAGUACGUCGAAGCAGCAUGCUGUUAUUCAGUUCCGCCAUCGCACGAGCACGGAUGAGUUUGGCGAUAAGACGAGCAAGGUGAAGCCGUAUUUGAUUGAUUUGGAGAGCGCGAAUGGGACGAAGUUGAAUGGGGAGAAGGUCAAGGCGAGCAGGUACGUUGAGUUGGUGGAUGGGGAUGUGGUGGGGUUUGGGGAUAGUGAGAGGGAAUAUGUUAUGAUGCUGCCGCCGGCGGGGACAUGA
Molecule: messenger RNA, 915 nt
Organism: Saxophila tyrrhenica
Lineage: Eukaryota; Fungi; Ascomycota; Dothideomycetes; Mycosphaerellales; Extremaceae
Exons: 1
Coding region: 1-915 (304 amino acids)
Biological process (GO): mRNA splicing, via spliceosome; maintenance of RNA location
Cellular component (GO): nucleus
Molecular function (GO): mRNA binding; protein binding
Source: RefSeq, a predicted model, not a curated record